Messenger RNA from Octodon degus (degu), 1827 nucleotides. It is a transcript of the gene Pgap2, whose product is annotated as post-GPI attachment to proteins 2. Bases 233 to 1237 code for a protein of 334 amino acids. Gene Ontology annotation, biological process: GPI anchor biosynthetic process. Gene Ontology annotation, cellular component: endoplasmic reticulum membrane; Golgi membrane. Lineage: Eukaryota; Metazoa; Chordata; Mammalia; Rodentia; Octodontidae. The transcript has 6 exons. The record is from RefSeq and is a predicted model, not a curated record.
UGUUAUUACAGGAUUAUCCAGUUCUUCAUUGGUUUCAUGAUACAUACGGAGUCCUGCUCUAGUCAGAAAGGGUCCGGUCCCAUUCUGCUUUCCUUUUUCCUUCCUAGAAACCUGCCUGUAUUCCUGAACACAACCUGCAAAAAGAUCCCUACCCCCACCCCUGGCAAAGAAGCCUCAGUGGGCUGACCUCAGCCACUAUCUUUUCAUACUGUUGCAGAGUGUUCCUGGAUUUAUGACACGGCUUGUUGAUCUUAAGAAGGCUGUGUGCUGGGCAGGCAUGGAGAACUGGGCUCUGUGGGUGGGAGGGCAGGACUUGGGGGUGGGACCCUGCAGGCUUGGAGCAAGGGCAGUCUCAGUCUGGCUAGAGCCUUCAACCCAAGCUCGAGAUUCUUCAGCAGCUAGUGCUCAGGUAUCCCACCAGGCCCCAAGCUGUGUCCCUCGCCCUGCUUGGGGCAUCAUUCCCUACAGGAUGUUCUCUGCGGCCUCCCAGCCCUUGGACCCCGAUGGGACUGUGUUCCGGCUCCGAUUUACAACCAUGGUCUCUUGGGUCAUCACUUUCCCCUUGUUCGGCUUCUUCUACUGCAUCAUCUGGUCCCUGGUGUUCCAUUUUGAGUACACGGUGGCCACCGACUGUGGGGUACCCAACUAUCUGCCUUCGGUGAGCUCGGCCAUCGGUGGGGAGGUGCCCCAGCGUUAUGUGUGGCGCUUCUGCAUUGGCCUGCACUCUGCACCCCGCUUCAUGGUGGCCUUCGCCUACUGGAACCACUACCUCAGCUGCGCCUCCCCGUGUUCUGGCUACCGCCUGCUCUGCCGCCUCAACUUCAGCCUCAACGUGAUCGAGAACCUCGCACUGCUAGUGCUCACCUAUGUCUCCUCCUCUGAGGACUUCACCAUCCACGAAAAUGCUUUCAUUGUUUUCAUCGCGGCAUCGCUCAGUCACAUGCUCCUCACCUGCAUUCUCUGGAGGCUGAACAAGAAGCACACAGUAAGUCAGGAGGACCGAAAAUCCUACAGCUGGAAACAGAGGCUCUUCAUCAUCAACUUCGUCGCCUUCUUCUCGGCUCUGGCUGUCUACUUUCGCCACAACAUGUAUUGUGAGGCUGGAGUUUACACCAUCUUUGCCAUCCUGGAGUACACCGUUGUUCUAACCAACAUGGCGUUCCACAUGACAGCCUGGUGGGACUUUGGGAACAAAGAGCUGCUCAUAUCCUCUCAGCCUGAAGAAAAGCGAUUCUAAACCCCUCUGCUGCUGCAGGAGCCCACUGUCCAGAAAUAAGAAACAACUCUGGCUUUCCCCAUCUUGUUAUUUCCUCUCUGGGCUCUUUCGAAGCUGGGGGAGGAAGAAGGGCAGAAGGGCACAGGACAAAGCUGACCCCAGCACUGCUGGCUUCUUUUCCUCAACUCUCUGAGGCACAGGGGCCUUCAAGUAACAGCUCCCCUGAGAGGACCCAAGAAGUCUAGCUGGCAGGAGCACACCACCACUUGGUGCUAAAAGGAAAAAAAAAAAAAAAAAAAAAGGUCCCAAGGUUUAUGAUCACCAUGCAGUUUCUGGCCUUUGUACACCCACAUUUCACUGAGGUCAGGGAUGGCUGGGCAGUGUCUUACCUGAAAAUCACAGCUUGCUCUCCAGGUCACUCUCUUGCCUAACUUGUCUGGCAAUCCACUGUGCACCAGGCCUGUGGUCCUAGUCCUCUUGAGAUUGCCCACCUGUGCUAGUCCUGACUUCAGUUCUUUGAACUGGUGUGUGCUCUAGGGUGCGUACCCUUCCCUAUCUGAACCUCAGUGUAUCCAAAUACAUGACGGGGCAGGUGUGCUGAUUUCCAAGGG